Molecule: messenger RNA, 1067 nt
Organism: Erythranthe guttata (spotted monkey flower)
Lineage: Eukaryota; Viridiplantae; Streptophyta; Magnoliopsida; Lamiales; Phrymaceae
Product: protein CHAPERONE-LIKE PROTEIN OF POR1, chloroplastic
Cellular component (GO): chloroplast membrane
Source: RefSeq, a predicted model, not a curated record
AUAUAAUUAUGAAAUCGUACAUAAAAUCUGUACAAUUUUUCACAUUGCCGGAAACUUUUAAUCUCAGCCGUUAAAAAACAGUUCCCUUCUUCACACACACACACACGCAGUGAAAGAUGGCCACAGCCCUCUCGGUCCGGCCCAACCGCUACAUCGCCGGCGGAAGACCGGGCGGUUCGACCCAAUCCAGACUAUCUCCGGUCACUCAGAUGCUUAACCUGAACCGCCGCCCACAGUUCAGGCGCCGCCUAUUAGCCCCACCGCUGCGAGCUAGCUCACGAGCCGACGACUCUGCGCCGUUGGAGAUGUCGGUGGAGAACGCCCUCAAAUUAUUGGGGGUAUCUGAGGGAGCAUCUUUUGAGGAUAUUCUCCGAGCCAAGAAUUCUGUUAUUGCUUCAUGUAAAGAUGACGAACAAGCAGUUGCUCAGGUAGAGACUGCAUACGAUAUGUUGCUAAUGCAGAGCUUAUCACAACGCAGAGCAGGUAGAGUUGUUAAUAGCGGGAUCCGUUAUGCUGAUGUCAAACCCGUAAAUACUUCUAAAAAAUCAGGGUCAAUGCCUAAAUGGCUGCAGAGUUCCGUAAACUUCAUGGCGAUAUCAGUUGAAUCACCGUCUACUAAAGACUUACCCCUGCAAGCUGGGGUGUACGGAGCUCUCGUGGUCUUAACAUACGUGAGCGGAGCCUCUUCAUCUUCGUACCAAGACAAUGCUCCCGGCCUUUUAUUAGCUGCUAGUUUCGGGGCAUCCUUGUAUUUCAUGACAAAGAGAAAUGUUAAAUUAGGGAAAGCAAGUGUACUAACACUUGGAGGGCUUGUGGCCGGUUCAGUGGUGGGGUCCGCUGUGGAGAGCUGGUUGCAGGUUGAUAUCGUCCCGUUUGUUGGGAUACAUUCCCCGGCGACUGUAGUGAGUGAAUUUGUAAUUUUCUCGCAAUUUUUGAUCUCAUUGUACUUGAGUUAGUUACAGAAGCCAAAAUAUGUUGAUAGCUGUUGUUAUAUACAAUGUGGAAAUAUAAUGUGUUUUAGAACGUAUACGAGUAAAUAAAAUUUUACUUGUGGAAGUUAUUAUGUU